GCUGCGUUCCAGAAGGCCGCCGAGGAGGUGAAGAAGCUCAAGUCCCAGCCGACGGACCAGGAGAUGCUGGAUGUCUACAGCCACUACAAACAGGCCACGGUGGGCGACGUGAACACGGAGCGCCCUGGUAUGCUGGACUUCAAAGGCAAAGCAAAGUGGGAUGCCUGGAAUGCAUUGAAAGGGAUGUCCAAAGAAGAUGCAAUGAAAGCUUACGUAGCAAAAGUGGAGGAACUAAAGGGCAAAUACGGCAUCUGAGGACUGGAUAGAGCAGCCAUUUGCACGCCUGACACAUGCCUUAUUUCUAAUAUAGGGGGGGAAAACGGUUUCUGAGGUUAAUUUCAAAUACCUAGGGUAUUCUAGUCGGUUCCCCUUGUGCCUGUAGUUCAGGGGAAGUUGUCUACCUGCCUAAUGUACUGACAUGUUAUGAAUUCCUUCUGGGAACAAAAUCUGGAACUCAUUAAAGUGCGUUUGGUACUUUA
This is a messenger RNA of Merops nubicus (carmine bee-eater), 479 nucleotides long. It is a transcript of the gene DBI, whose product is annotated as diazepam binding inhibitor (GABA receptor modulator, acyl-CoA binding protein). Gene Ontology annotation, molecular function: fatty-acyl-CoA binding. The record is from RefSeq and is a predicted model, not a curated record. Gene Ontology annotation, biological process: fatty acid metabolic process. Lineage: Eukaryota; Metazoa; Chordata; Aves; Coraciiformes; Meropidae. The annotation marks the transcript as partial. The transcript is spliced from 3 exons.